Neofelis nebulosa (Clouded leopard) is the source of this 3911-nucleotide messenger RNA. RefSeq names its product MAM domain containing 4 (gene MAMDC4). The record is from RefSeq and is a predicted model, not a curated record. Gene Ontology annotation, biological process: nervous system development. Gene Ontology annotation, molecular function: protein binding. The transcript has 29 exons. The coding region runs from base 29 to 3697 and encodes 1222 amino acids. Gene Ontology annotation, cellular component: membrane. NCBI's taxonomy places the organism in Eukaryota, Metazoa, Chordata, Mammalia, Carnivora, Felidae.
CCCUCGGCCUCACUCCCCCCGCCCAACCAUGCGUCUGCCCCACCACCUCCUGCUGGCCUUGCUCCUGGCAGCAGGGCCCCCAGGCCGGGCCUGGGUCCCCAACGACUGCAGGGCCCCCAGCGAGGCCGCGUGCAAUUUCGUGUGUGACUGCCCAGACUGCUCUGACGAGGCCCAGUGCGGUUACCACGGGGUCUCGCCCGCCCCGGGCGCCCCCUUCGCCUGUGACUUCGAGCGAGACUCCUGCGGCUGGCGGGACAUCAGCACCUCAGGCUACAGGUGGCUGCGAGACCGGGCAGGAGCCACACUGGAGCCUCUGGGGCCGCGCUCAGACCACACUCUCGGCACAGACCUCGGCUGGUACACGGCUGUUGGCACGCACCGCGGGAAAGAGGCGUCCACGGCAGCCCUGCGCUCCCCUGUCCUGCACGACGCCGCCCCCACCUGUGAGCUGAGGCUCUGGCACCACACGGCCACUGGAGAUGUGGCUGAGCUGCGGCUAGAGCUGACCCACAGGGCCGAGACGCUGACCCUGUGGCAGAGCUCUGGGCCCUGGGGCCCAGGCUGGCAGGAGCUGGUGGUGGCCACUGGCCGCAUCCGGGGCGACUUCUGGGUGACCUUCUCUGCCACCCGAAAUGCCACCCACAGGGGCACCGUGGCCUUGGACGACGUGGUCUUCCGGGCCUGUGGGCUGCCCACCCCCCAGGCACGCUGCCCCCUGGGGUACCACCACUGUGGGAACAUGGCCUGCGUGGAGCCCCACCAGCUGUGCGACGGAGAGGACAACUGUGGGGACGGCUCAGAUGAGGACACGCCCACCUGCCGCCGCCACACGGCCACCGACUUCGAGACGGGCCUGGGCCCGUGGAACCGCUCGGAGGGCUGGGCCCGGAACCACAGUGCCGGCCCCAGGCCGCCAGCCUGGCCGCGCCGGGACCACAGCCGCAAUAGCGCGCAGGGCUCCUUCCUGGUCUCCGUGGCCGAGCCCAGCGCCCCCGCUGUCCUCUCCAGCCCCGAGUUCCAAGCCUCAGGCCCCCACCACUGCUCGCUUAUCUUCUACCACUACCUGCACGGGUCUGAGGGUGGCUGCCUCCAGCUGUUCCUGCAGAUUCAGAGCCCAGGCUCCCCUCAGGGCCCCGUCCUGCUGCGCAGGCGCCACGGAGAGCUGGGGGCCGCCUGGGUCCGAGACCGGGUCGACGUCCAGAGCGACCACCCCUUCCGGAUUCUGCUCACUGGGCACACAGGCCCAGGCGGUGUCGUGAGUUUGGAUGACCUCAUCCUGUCGGACCACUGCCAGCCAGUCCCAGAGGUGUCUGGAUCACCUCCUGGGCUCUGGGCCGCAGCCCCCUGGCGCCAGCCGUCCAGCCUGCGGCCCCGGGACUUCUGCGAGCCGGGACAUCUUUCCUGCGGGGACCUGUGCGUCCCCCCAGAGCAGCUCUGUGACUUCCAGCAACAGUGCGAGGGGGGCGAGGAUGAGCAGGACUGUGGCACCACGGACUUUGAGCCCCUCACAGCGGGGGGCUGGGAGGAUGCCAGCGUGGGGCGACUGCAGUGGGGGCGUCUCCUGGCCCAGGAGAGCCGGGGCCCUGGCGCAGGCGCCCGCAGGACUGCUGCUGGGCACUUCCUGUCCCUGCAGAGGGCCUGGGGACAGCUGGCGGCAGAGGCCCGGGUCCUCACACCUCCCCUGGGUCCCUCGGGCCCCCGCUGUGAGCUCCACAUGGCUUACUAUUUCCAGAGUAACCCCCAAGGCUUCCUGGCCCUGGUCGUGGUGGAGGACAGCAACCGUGAGCUGGUGUGGCAAGCCCCGGGCAGCAGCCAGGGCUGGAGGAUGGACAGAGUCCUUCUUGGGGCACGCCGCCGGCCUUUCCGCCUGGAGUUUGUCGGCCUGGUGGAUUUGGACGGCCCUGGCCAGCAGGGCGCUGGAGUGGACGAUGUGACCUUGAAGGACUGCAGCCCCGUGACAGCCACUGAGAAGGACUCAGAGGUCUCCUGUAACUUCGAGCGGGACACGUGCGGCUGGUACACCGGCCACCUCACAGAUGCCCACUGGCGCCGGAUCCAGAGCCACGGCCCCGGGUACGACCACACCACAGGCCGAGCUCAGCCCGGUGUCCCUGCCGCAGGCUACUUCUUGCUUCUGGACCCCACGGAGCCCCCAGCCCGGGGCCCUGGUGCCCACCUGCUCACCCAGCCCCAGGUGCCCACAGCUCCUCAGGAGUGCCUCUCCUUCUGGUAUCACCUCCACGGGCCCCAGAUCGGGACACUGCGCCUGGUGCUGAGGCGGGAAGGAGAGGCAGACACGCUCCUGUGGUCACGGACCGGCACCCAUGGCAACCACUGGCACGAGGCCUGGGCCACCCUCCACCACCAGCCGGGCUCUGGCACCAAGUACCAACUGCUGUUCGAGGGCUCCCGGGACGGCUACCACGGCACGAUGGGCCUGGACGACGUGGCCCUGCGACCCGGGCCCUGCUGGGCCCCCAGGCGGUGCUCCUUUGAGGACUCAGCCUGUGGCUUCUCCAGCGGGGGCCAAGGCCUCUGGACGCGCCAGCCCAAUGCCACGGGCCACGCCGCCUGGGGCCCCCGCGCUGACCACACCACGGGGACGGCUCAAGGGCACUACAUGAUGGUGGACACGAGCCCCCGGGCCCUGCCCCCCGGCCACGUGGCCUCCCUGACCUCAGAGGAGCACCAGCCUCUGGCCCGGCCUGCCUGCCUGACCUUCUGGUACCACCUGAGCCUCAGAAACCCAGGCACCCUGCAGGUCCACGUGGGGGAGGCCGAGAGGCAGCAGGUGCUCAGCAUCAGUGCCCACGGAGGGUCCGCCUGGCGCCUGGGGAGUGUGGACGUGCAGGCCGAGAGGGCCUGGAGGGUGGUGUUCGAGGCGGUAGCCGCCGGCGUGGAGCACUCCUAUAUCGCGCUGGACGACCUGCUCCUCCAGGACGGGCCCUGCCCUCGGCCAGCUUCCUGUGACUUUGAGGCUGGCCUGUGUGGCUGGAGUCAUCUGGCCUGGCCUGGCCUGGGAGGGUACAGCUGGGACUGGAGCAGUGGGGCCGCACCUUCCCGCUACCCCCAGCCCCUGGUGGAUCACACUCUGGGCACAGAGACAGGACACUUCGUGCUCUUUGAAACCCACGUGCUGGGCCCGGGGGGCCAGGCAGCCUGGCUGCACAGCCAGCCUCUGCCCGCCACCGAGGCCUCCUGCCUCCGCUUCUGGUACCACAUGGGCUUCCCGGAGCACUUCUACAAGGGCCAGCUGCGGGUGCUCCUGAACAGCGCCCGGGGCCAGCUGGCCGUGUGGAGCAUGGGCGGGCGCCUGCGGCACCAGUGGCUGCUGGGCCAGGUGGAGGUGGCCAGCGCAGAGGAGUUCCAGAUCGUGUUUGAAGCCACUCUAAGCGGCCAGCCAGCCGUGGGGCCCAUCGCCCUGGACGACGUCGAGUAUCUGGACGGACGGCACUGCCAGCUGCCUGCACCCGGCCGGGGGGACACGGUAGUGGCCACAUCGGUGCCAGCCGCGGUCGGCGGUGCCCUCGUCGUCCUUGUCCUCCUCGUCCUGCUAGGACUGGCGGGACGACGCUGGCUGCAGAAGGGGGGCUGCCCGUCGCAGGGCGAGACAGCGGCUGUGGCCCCCGGCUUUGACAACAUCGUCUUCAAUGCGGACGGUGUCACUCUGCCGGCCUCACUCACCGACAGCCAGUAGAUGACGCAGAGAAGACUCUGGCUCCUCACGAGACGGUCGCCCCCCACCCCCUUCCCCCAAUCCCUGACAGACAGAGCCCAAGGAACAACCCCUGCCCCUCCCCCAGGACGCACUGAGCCCCCACACGGUCACCCAAGCACCGAGACUGCCACCCGCGUGCCUGGGUACGGUCCUCACCCCAACAAUAAACGCCCUGGCCCCCGAGGGCAGCCCC